Molecule: messenger RNA, 4224 nt
Organism: Closterium sp. Naga37s-1
Lineage: Eukaryota; Viridiplantae; Streptophyta; Zygnematophyceae; Desmidiales; Closteriaceae
Source: the annotation of a GenBank genome assembly
AUGGUUUCGUGUUUCUCCGUCGCUCCCAUACACAACGACAAGUACGACUAUUACAUCGACGAUUACAUCUCCGAUGACGACCCGAACCUCGACCCGGACGUACGUACGCUUCGCAAGGCGAAGCAGCGGCGGUACGAGGAGCGGCUCGCGAAGGAAGCGGCGAAAGCGGCGGAGGAAAGGGAGCGGAUACGGCAGAGGGUCGGGGGAGUGGUGGUGGUGGGUGUGGAUGUUAAUGAAAGCGGCCAGAAGAUCGUGGACUUCGCGAUUGAGAAUAUGGUGAAGCGAGGCGGCAAGCUGGUGCUCGUGCAUGUCGCCACCGUCACUCCCCUCGUACAGCCGGGCCCAGGCCGCAGCGACAAACGCGAGGUGAAGAGCAGGGAGCGCGCGUGGUGGGGAGGGUACAACCUGCACAUGUCACACGAGGUCGCACGCCUGCUCAAGCCACACAGGCGGCAAUGCAGAGCGGCUGGGAUGGAAGUGGAGGUGCGUAUAGUGCGAGGCAAGACAGUGCCACACACGCUCCUAAAAGAGGCUGCUGGGCUUUCUGCAACCACGCUGCUGCUGGGGGGGCAGGGGCGGAAGGGCAAGGGCAAGGAGAACGCGCAGGGGGAGGGGGAGGGUGCACGGGAGGAGAGGCGGAGGGGGGAGGCUGCAGCAGCAGGCGCAGCAGCAGCAGGGGUGGCGGGGAUGAGUGUGGUUGGUGGGAUGCAGGUCGGCAAGUCAAGCAAGCUACUGUGCCCGGCGCCCCCCUCUAGGCUGUGUGGUGCCCGUGGUGGAUCCCUCCUCCUCAUCUGCUCUCUGAUGUUCGCCCCCCUUUUACCACCCUCCCAACAGGCAAUCGGGCCCCACCACAGCAAGCUACUGUGCCAGGCGCCCCCCCCUGGGCUGUGUGGUGUUGGUGGUGGAUCCCUCCUCCUCGCGAGUCGUGCUGCAGUCGGGGAACGUCGACUUUCGCUACCCCAACCACCCCAUUCGCCCCCUGCUGUCUUCCUCUCCCUUCUCCCCCUCACAACAGCAGGCAAUCUGGCAGCAGCGCAGCAAGCUAUUGCGCCCGGCGGCCUCCCCUGGGCUGUCGCUACAGCCACGAUUGCUGCUGCUGGUUCCGCUGCUGCGGCUGCUGCUGGUGGUGAUGCUGCUGGUGCUGCUGGUGCUGCUGGUGCUGCUGGUUUUGGUUCUGUUGGUGGUGGUGCUGGUGGUGGUUAUACGCCCGUUACUCACUACUAUCACCAGCAGAUUACGCCGUCGUCUUCGCUCUCCUCCUCCCCGUCUGUCCUGCACACUCGCUCCUCCCAUUCCUCUAACUCCUCCGCUACCCCCUCCCACCCUCCCUCCGCCUCUUGGUCUGUGAAGCCAGCACGGGAUAAUGGUAGCGUUCAGAGGAGUAGUGGCAGUUUGAGAGGGGUGGAAGGGGAUGGGGAAGGGUCUGUGAAGCUAGCACGAAAUAAUGGUAGCUUUCAGAGGAAUAGUAGCAGUUUGAGAGGGGUGGAAGGGGAGGGAGAAGGGGAGGCUCGUGCUAAGGGGGUGGGGAUGGGGGCAGGGAUGGGGGUGGGGAUGGGGGCGGGGAUGGGGGCGGGGAUGGGGGUGGGGAUGGGGGCGGGGAUGGGGGCGGGGAUGGGGGUGGGGACAGGGGUAAGGAUGGGGGUGGCUUGUGCGGAUGAUGGGUCGAGUGUGCAGAGCUACAGGAGCAGUCUGCAUGGGGUGAAGGAGGAGGAGGAGGAAGAGGAGGAGGACGAAGAGGAGGAAGAAGAGGAGGAGGAGGAUGGGGAGGGGGGCGAGGAGGAAGAAGUGGGGGAACGAGUGGGGAGAAGGGUGGUGGGGGAGGUGGGUUGUGAAGAGGGGGAGGAUGGGGAGGGGGAGCAGAGGGAAGUGGAUGAGGAGGAGGAGGACGAGGAGGAAGAAGAGGAGGAAGAUGGAGGUUUCUCAGCUAAAGCAGCAGGUGCUACUGCUCGUGAUGGUGCUUCAGGUGCUACUGUUCGUGAUGGUGCUUCAGGUGCUUCUUCAGGACCCCGGGGGUUGAAUGGAUCGUACCAUUCUGGUAACCUGGUUACCAGCAGUAGCAGGCUUGUUACUAACAGUGGUGCGGUUACCAGCGGCACGAGCACAUGCUACGACGAGAGUGGGAGUGUAAGCCGAUAUGGCGAGGGGAGUGAGAGCGUGAGUCGGUACACGGGGAGGAGUGAGGGUGUGAGUGAGGGUUUUAGUGGGAGUGUGAGCGGGAGUGUGAGGGUGGUUUCAGAUCUAGCAAAUAUAAACAUCGAGCACAGCCGGAGGAUACACAGGCAGAUGCACAGGCAGAGGUUGGGAGGAGGGGCAUCGAGGUUGGGAGAAGGGCAAAGAGAGGAGGAAGGGCAAAGGGAAGGGGAGUGGGGGAGUGAGCUUGGGUGCCGAGAAGGGCAGACGGAACGACAGGAGGAGGACAAAGGGGAGAAGGAUGAGGAGGAGGAGGAGGAGGAGGAGGAGGAGCAGCAGCAAGAGUAUGAGGAGCAGGAGUCUGGUGAAGGGCAAGAGCCGGGGGGAUUAAGGAUAGAGCAGCAGCGGAGAUUAGAUACAACAUCUGCUGCUGCUGCUGCUGCUGCUGCUGCUGCUGCUGCUGCUGCUGCUGCUGUAGCGUCUCCGCUUGAUGUGCCGAUUCCUUCAGCUGCACCCUCUGCUGCUGCUCCUCCUGUGGCGUCUGCUGCUUCUUCUGUUGCUGCUGGGAAGAGCACCACGCCUAUUUCAGUAGACCACCUGUUUCAGCUCGUCUUUGCACACCAGAAUCCAGACACACAGCAGCAGCAAGGCCAGUCUCUAUCCUCCUCCACUAGCUCCUCUCAAUCCAUCACAGCCACACACUCUCCCGCCCGCAUCUUUCCUCUCAAAGAGCUUGUUGCAGCAACAGGAAAUUUCGCUCGAGAGAACAUGAUAGGGAAGGGAGGGUACGCGCAUGUGUAUAAGGGGAAACUGAAGCUUACUAUAGGGGAGCAUAUGGGCAGUGGCAGUGCGGUUGGUGGCGGUGGUAGAGGCGGGUUGAGGGGUUCGGGGGGGUCGAGUAAGGUUGCUCGGGAGGCAGAGGAGAAUGAGAGAUUUAUGACUGAGGUGCGGAUCGUAGAAAGAGCCAGUGCCCAUCCAAACAUCGUGAAGCUUCUGGGAUACUGCAUGGAGGGAGGAGAGCAUAUUAUGGUGUAUGAGUUGGCGGGGAAUGGGAGUGUGGAGCGCAACUUGCACUCCAAGACAAGAGAUGUGAUGCUGUGGGAGCGGCGCGUGCAGGCUGUGGUCGGCGCGGCACGAGGGCUGGCUUACCUCCACAGCGGCUUUGCAGCUGCAGCAGCAGCAGCAGCAGCAGCAGGAGCAGCAGGAGAGGGGUGCAUAGUGCAUAGGGACAUCAAGACAGGCAACAUUCUAGUGGGCCACGACUGGCAACCACUGGUUGCUGAUUUCGGCCUCGCCAGAUGGAUCCCCUCCCCUCCCCCCUCCACCUCCGCAUCCCCCUUACAAGCCUCCUCGUCUCCCUUACAAGCCUCUCCUUUACAAGCCUCUGUGUCGGCUAUAACUGGGGUGGCGAAUAAACCCGCUAUAGACGGAUCCAUUAAGUCGCCUAUAGAGGGUACGGUGGGGUAUAUGGCCCCCGAGUAUUUUCUUAGGGGGCGGCUGUCCACCCACACUGAUACAUACGCGUUUGGAGUGCUGCUGCUGGAGCUUAUAACGAGUCGCCGGCCUGUGGAUCCGAGGAGGAGCAAGGAGGAGAUGGACCUGGUGCUGUGGGUGAGUGAGAGAUGGGGAGGGGUGAUGAAGGGUGAUGAGGGCAAGGAGGAGAUGGACCAGGUGCUGUGGAUAAGUGGGGGAGGGAUGGUGGUGGGAGAGAGAGGGGGGUCGACUGCACCUGCUAGUAGACCCGCGUGUGGAGGGCACAGUGGUUGUCUCAUCGCUGCACAGUGUGCCUGCUGCUGCCCUGCUCUGCUCAAACUUCAGUUCACAUAUCAUCUCUCCCUUCCCACCUCCCCCACCUACUCCCAGGCUCUCCCUCUGCUGGGAUCGGGGCAACUGCAUCUGUUGGUGGACCCGCGUGUGGAGGGAGCAGUGGACCUCCCUUCUCUGCACCGCAUGGCUGCUGCUGCGCUGCUCUGCCUGCGCCACACGCCCUCCCUCCGCCCCUCCAUGCACCAAGUCGCCCUGCUGCUGGAAGGGCACUUUCUGGAUUACCAACAGGUUGGUGCCUUGUCUUUCCUGCUAGCUAGAGCUUGUUGA